AUGAUAAUGAGUGCUUCUUUCACUUUUGCAGUCGAGUUAAAACGAAGAGAUUUACCAUAUCACAGAGAAAUGUGGAAAAUAUUGAAAAAUGUUUAUAACAUUCGUUCAUUAAGAACAAAUCAGCUAGAAGCCAUUAAUGCUGCCAUGACGCAACAUGAUUGUUUUAUUCUGAUGCCAACUGGUGGGGGAAAAAGCUUGUGCUUCCAGCUGACUGCACUUAUGGGUGCUGGAGCAAGUUUUGUUAUUUCACCUCUCAGAUCCCUUAUUCAAGAUCAAGUACAAAGACUUCAGUCAAUGAAGGUAAAAUGCAUAUGAUAACAGUACCAUACUUUUCGUGACAAUACUUUAAUACCUCAGUGUAAAAAUUAACCAAACGCAGUCAGCGUUUAACCGUUCCGCGCCAUUUUCUUUCAUUGUUUCCUCGUUUUCCGACGUACGAUUUUAAAAGUCCCGCAUAUAUCGCAACUUUCUUGGCGAUGUACCUGGCUGUAUCAGUGUUCACCCACUCCACCCCUGGAGCAAUGUUGGUUUCUUUACCUAAACUUGCGGUUGAAUUUCAACCGAGGUCAGAGGAAAAAUGGUGGCUUCUGUAUUGGAUGAGAACUUCUAAAAUUUAGAGGACUUUGUAGACAAAUCCUUAUUUAAUUCAGUUUUAAAGUACUUUCACACUGAUUGUUUUAUUUACAGGAAUAAGACUGAUCUCUAACACAGGCAUUUUCUUGUGUGCUGUACAUCAACUCUACAAUUCGUGCAAUAAUUCAGCUAGCACGUCAGCCUUUAAGUCAACAAUCCAUGUACCCAUUCAACGAGCGAGUUCGAAACUUGCCGUCUUUCUUUAAGAUUUUCUUGCUCGUCAAAAGAUGUUCCUUUUAUGGAAUAAGUUCUCUUUAGCCAUGUCCCUUUCUGUCGCCCCCUCACUUGGAGCCAUAUGACAGCUCUAAUGAUUUCAUAUUGUUUAGUUUAGAGCCAGAUCUCAGUUGUUGCCCCUACCCACAAAGUAAUGAAUCUCUCAUAUGUCUUACAGUAGUAAUUUUUUCACAGCUGCCUGCUGUUCACUUGCUGGGUGAUGCAGGAAGUGCUUCAACUAGACACCUGAACUCUGUAUAUCAGGAUUUGUCUCUCAGAAAUCCAACUAUCAAGCUUGUGUAUGUUACCCCAGAGAAACUCUCAGCCAGUGAGAAACUUGAUUCUGUUAUGAAGAGUCUGUAUAAUCGUGGACUGCUCGAUAGGUGAGUUAAAAAGGGAACAUUCUUUCCCCGCUGCUUACACUACGGUAGUGUCGGUUAAUUAUCGCCAUUCAGCGCCCAAAGCUGCCACCGUUCUGGUCACCAUGGCGACUAGAAAAACUUUGGCGAAUAAAUUUGCACCCUAAGUCGCCAAGUUUGCAACCUGUUUUCGAUGGUAAUGUCGCAAGAGUUAACGUUUAAUAACUUUUUGUUGUUGUUGCCUAAAGCCAAAAUGAUAUUAACUCUUUCAAGGUAUAAAACACGUUGACUGUCGUUUUCUAUAAAAAUGUGCCACACUCUCGUUGGUUUCCCGAGUAUUUGGCCUUGAUAUGUCGCGUAAAUCUUCAACUGAAAACGAAUGCCAGCCAUACCGCUUUUUAUAAAGGCAAUCGGUGUGGUUUGUUGUUUUGUCCAUCAUAUGAUAUUUUACAAAUUUCUGGUAAACAAAAUUUUAUUCUGGUGAACAUUUUUCAAUUUUAGGCCAUCAAAGGGCUACUUUGAGAAACAGUUAGCUUGGAGCCCUGCCAUUAUAGAAGAGGGGGUGUGAGAAGCAUACGCACAAUUAGCGUGCUUGUUUUUUUGUAUUAGAACAUAACUGAUUCCAUCUCCAUUUCUUCAAAUCAAUGAUAGACUCUAUUCCGCUAACAUAUAAUGACUGUUGAUAGGAUUGUGAUAGACGAGGCCCAUUGUGUGAGUCAGUGGGGACAUGAUUUUCGCCCAGACUACAAGAAGCUGUCAGUGUUAAGAAGCAAGUUCCCUAGAGUUCCCUUUAUGGCUCUCACUGCUACUGCUACACCACGCGUUCAAAAGGACAUAUUGCAUCAGCUGAAGAUGACAAAACCAAAAUGGUACGUUCAAUGGAGCUUUGCAUGCAAUGCUUUUUAGUCAGAAAGGUAAUACAUUUUACACAGAUUCGGCGGGGUUUAUGUUCUCGUUACCAUCCAACUCAGAUCAGGUGAUGAUUAACUCGGGAGGUUACAGUGGUUUUUUUCGUUCCUACUCCCAUUGCUCAGCUGCCUUUGACAGACUGUACAAUGAUGACUUCUCAAUUGUAAGGAAACUCAGGAAGUUGCCACCUAAAAAAUUAUGUUAACCUUUUAACUUGGAAAAAUGUUUUUUCCAAGAAGGAUUUCGUAUGCUACUUAACAGAUAAUCAUCUUUUCACCCAAAAAGACAGAAAAGUGACCUUGCCGAAGCUUAAACCCAGACCUCCCAAUCUAGGAUGUAAUACGCCGACUUUUAAGCUUGCGCGUCUUCUCUUCUCUCGUGUAUAAAUUUACCUUGGCUAAGACUAGACGUAAAGGAACGAAUAUCACUUGCAUGUUCUAAAAUGAUUUUAACCCUUCAACCCCCAAAACUGACCAUCACCUACAUGACUGAUUUCUCCUUACAGUAUCACCCUUGAAUCACACAUUAAGGUCAUGAGAAUAAAGGAAAUGAUCACCAACUAAACAACCUCUUGAUUGUUAGACAAAUUCUCCUGGUGAGCACCUUAAGAAUGUAUAGAGAAUAAUACGGAGAAUAUGCAUACUGAUGUUAGGGUAUGAAGGGUGAACAAAAGAUGAAGUUCAAUCAUUUCUUAGUGGAUAAUUUAGCGAGGUUGUGCGUGAUAAAAUUACUGUUCACUGUAUGGUGCUAAACGUUAGAAGUCAAAAAAGACUGCAUGACAUGAAGAAGAUCCUGACAAGACGAACUUGAUUGUUGUAUAUAGGGUUUCGAAAAUUUCUGUUAAAAUCUUGUUAUUAACAGUAAGCAGGUGAAAAGGUCUCCUAAAGAAUUCUUAGUAAGUCUCUUGCCUUAAAUAACAGGUUUACCCAAACUUUCAAUCGUCCUAACUUGCGUUUCAUCGUGAAACCGAAAAAGAAAGUCAUGGAAGAAAUACUGCAGUACAUAAAGACAAAGCAACCUGUCUCUUCUGGAAUUGUCUACUGUCUUUCCAGGUUGGUAUUUUAAAAAAUGUAGUCGACGAUCCACCAUUGAUCAGUAUCAGUAACCUGAAUUGAACCCUUCAUUUCUUGUUAUGAGAAAGCGCUACCUUGUUGACAUGACUAAUAACAAACAAACGUAUUGGUAACCGAGCUUCUAACCCUGGCCAAUCGGAAUCUUUUAGAGCUAGCUUGUCAUCAUUUUACUGCAUCUAAAAUCAAAACGACUUCAAAUCAAAAUGAACACGAACCUAGUGUGUAGCUCAGCUACCACGGGUUGGCUGUGGCUCAGUAGUUGGCCAUUCGAACUCGCAAUCGGUGACAGAUUCAACCAUCGCUAGGAACUCUCGUAUUUCCUUUUUCAGAGCAUGUAACUUCGACUAGAAAAAUAGUUCUUUUAACCGGUUUACAGAAACCAUCGCUCUUAUCUGAAGAAUGUCGUUGUAAAUGUGCCCUUCAAUAUCUUUUUUUCCUUUGCUAAGAAAUGACUGUGAGCGUGUGGCAGACUCUUUAAAUGAAGCUGGCAUCAAAGCAAUAGCGUAUCAUGCAGGACUUUCAGAUGACCAGAGAACACAGUGUCAGGAGGCUUGGAUCAAUAACAGAUACAAGGUUAGUUACAAUGUGCCGUAGUGAAGAUUGUCGCCUUAAAACUUAGUAGUAGAAAUGUGGUAAAGUUCAUUAUUUGAAUCUCAUAAAACUGAUUUAUUGAAGUUCUCUAGGUUUAAGGCUAUGGCAACGUAUCCGUUUUUCUCUGUACACAAACGCAAACUCUUUCUGUCAUUUCGAGUCCCAUGGGCAAUUUAAAAUAGGAUUUCGUGUCGUAAUUUGUGAAAGGAAUGGAGACUUCACAACUGAAGUUACGUGUUAAUGUCGUCGAAAUGCGAAUACUAAAAUACAUUUGAACCCCCUACAAGAUAUGGUAUGGUUAACUUUUUUCAUUACUGUAGUGUAGCAUUGCGCUCUUACCCUAUAUGCAUAUUAUUGAACUUUGUCGUGGUUAGAAAUUAUUGAAAAAAAAAUCACUUACUCUCGUUUAGGUGGUGUGUGCAACGAUUGCGUUUGGUAUGGGAAUUGACAAGGCUUCUGUGAGAUAUGUGAUUCACCAUUCAAUGCCUAAGUCACUUGAGGGUUACUAUCAAGAGUGUGGACGGGCAGGGCGAGAUGGUCAACUGGCUGAAUGUAUCUUGUUCUAUUUAUAUGGUGAUACCAACAGGAUAAAGAGGUACUUAUUUGUUUCAAUAAGAUUCUGAUAUCAACUCCUCCAAUUGAUGGAGUUGAAAUUAUGACGUGAAAAACAGCGUGCAAGUGACUGCAAAAGUUGCUCAGAAUGGUAGGCAUUGAAGUCUUCAUUCACCGUUAGUUAAGCUAUUGACAGCCUGUCAAUUCACUUGAGGUGAUUUGGUGACGAAAAAGUCAACCUGCAUUUUAUCUGUGAGGGUAUUAAGAUGUAAAUUUGAAAGCAAAAUGACUAAAGUAGACCUCUGUUUUGUGUGUUAUUAAUGUUGUCUGCAAGCACAUCCCUCCUACAGACCUCUGAAGUUCCUAUUUGUAGUUAGGUUCACACCUACCGUGUGAUAUGUAAAAUUUGAACAACCAUUUGGAGUCCAGUCAGUGCAUACAUCGUCUACUGCGCAUUGUGUUUGAGUGUCACAAAACAAACUCAAAGCGUAAGUAACUACGAUAGCCAAUCAGAACAAAGGUAGGUAUCUCAAAGAGCCAGUGAGAAGUUCACGUAAAAACACAAACUGCGUAAAGUGCAGGAAAACCUAAGUGACCAAGUCGUAACUGGCUGUAGUUUUGCAUCUGAUUGGUGAAGAGAACGACGCGAGUUUUUUGGGCAAAAGACACCCAACGUAAUUAUUAGUUUCUCUUGACACACAGGUCAGUUUAUAGAUUGGCAGUAACGAAUUGAACACAGUUUAGGUUGUUAUUUACUCUUUCUGUUGUCCGUGGUCUCUUAGGAUGAUCCAGAACAACAGCGACAGGACAGCUGACAGCAAACAGGUGGACAUGGACAAUCUUUUUCGUGUGGUGCAGUACUGUGAGAACGUCUCCGAGUGUAGGAGAGUUCAGUUGUUACAUUACUUUGGCGAAAUGAGUUUUGAGCCGUCCCAGUGCCGUGCUCAGCCAGAAAGCAUGUGUGACACCUGUGCUACUUCUGCAACGUUUGAGAAUAAGGAAAUUACGUCUGAUGCGAAGGCAUUUGUCGAAAAUGUCAACUCCAUUGUCCAUGGCGGAAACAGGAACUGGAGGAAACCUGUUAAGAACUUUACGUUAAACCAUUUUAUCGACAUAUUUAAGGCAAGUUCGAAAUGGCAGUCUGGUUGUGUUUUCUGAACGUAAAGAAAAGGGGUACUACUUUCCUUGGCGAGGCUUCAAAAUUUUGUUGACUCUCUCUCCGCGUUACAAUCUGAAAUAUAUUUCUCUGUUUUCUUGUAAGUCAAAAACUAAAGGGGAACUAAGGGUCUAAAUGUUGCAAAGAUAAACAGCCGUUAAGAUAUUUCUUUCUUGAAAUAUCGUCAGACUUGUGAAGUCAAACAUGCGUCCAUUAUUAAAGAGGUUUACCUUCUUUUUUACUUUUCCUUGGUAUGAUAUGUAUUUAACAUGCAAUUGAUGGAAAGUUGUCCCAUUUCUUUUUUUAACAGUGUUUUCGAAUUGCCACUUGGCGUAAUUGUGUUGUCCGUUUUAAUCCUAUUGCAACGCCUAUUGGAGAGAGAAAAAAGUUGUCACUUUCUCUCAAAACUGUUAUCCGAAUCGCGAGACACAACACCUGGUGGAUAUGUAGUUGUGAUGUCUGUUCGUCCUAAUUUUUGUUAAAGCAAUCUAUUUCAACAGUUCAACAAUCCACUACCUUUUUCACGCAAGUCUAUAUACAUGAACUUUCUCGUCACCUUGCAGGGUUCAGGUGGUUCCCGUGUGACGUCUGAAGGUCACGACAGAUGUUCCCUGUAUGGUCUGGGAAAAUCCUACCAUAGAAAUGAUGCAGAAAGACUAGGCCAUCUAUUGAUCUUACAACGUGUGCUUGCGGAACAUAUCAUGAUUGGUAACCAUGACAAUGUCCUCAGCUAUGUCAAGUUAGGACCCAAGGCUUUAGAUUUCCUUCAGGGUCGCGUAAAGGUAAUGUUUGUAGUUUUUGGCAUGAUAUUUAGAAUUGUAUGAUAAGCUGAAUUAUCCACGUAUUCUGAGUGGUUCUUACUUAUGAUCUAUUUGAGGACACAAACACAGAUUAUACAAAACAAAUACGUUUCCGUGUUGCUAUGCGACUUUUCAGUAAACACCGAGAAACACCGAUGACGGCAAAGUGAAGUAAGAACAUCAGUGACACACUCGGUUGCGCCCCUUGGGCCACUUUUUUGUUCUUACUAGAUUUUGACAUCAUCUGUGAUCUAUUACUGAGCACAGGCACGGCAGCAUGGAAUUUCUAUGUUUAUUACAUUGUUAUGAUUGGUGGAAUCUUUACUCAUUUUCGCGGAUUCCUACCUCCUCCCUCCUCCUUCCACAUCUUUCCGAUUCCACUAAAUAGAAUCCGUAGCAGGAUAAAAAGCGUUCACCUACAAAAUUCCACAAGCUGCGCAGGAACGUAAGUUUAUCACUCCUUUGACAGCGAAAUCGUAAAAUUACUAACUCAUUUUUUACGAUUUCACGCCAGGUAACAAUUUAAGUCAAUUAGAUUUUGACAUCAUCUGUGAUCUAUUACUGAGCACAGGCACGGCAGCAUGGAAUUUCUAUGUUUAUUACAUUGUUAUGAUUGGUGGAAUCUCUACUCAUUUUCGCGGAUUCCUCCCUCCUCCUUCCACACCUUUCCGAUUCCACUAAAUAGAAUCCGUAGCAGGAUAAAAAGCGUUCACCUACAAAAUUCCACAAGCUGCGCAGGAACGAAAGUUUAUCACUCCUUUGACAGCGAAAUCGUAAAAUUACUAACUCAUUUUUUACGAUUUCACGCCAGGUAACAAUUUAAGUCAAUUAGAUUUUGACAUCAUCUGUGAUCUAUUACUGAGCACAGGCACGGCAGCAUGGAAUUUCUAUGUUUAUUACAUUGUUAUAAUUGGUGGAAUCUCUACUCAUUUUCGCGGAUUCCUCCCUCCUCCUUCCACACCUUUCCGAUUCCACCAAAUAGAAUCCGUAGCAGGAUAAAAGGCGUUCACCUACAAAAUUCCACAAGCUGCGCAGGAAUGAAAGUUUAUCACUCCUUUGACAGCGAAAUCGUAAAAUUACUAACUCAUUUUUUACGAUUUCACGCCAAGUAACAAUUUAAGUCAAUUAGGGAGACGGUGAGGAGACUGAAUCACUAACAAGGUCACUUGACUAUUCAGUCCCCUUGCCAGUUACUCUGUCCAAAUGUGUCCUGUUUUUUAAUUGUUUUGCGUUAGAAAUAACACCAAAAAAGUUUGUUCUUAAAAUUGUUUUCCUUUUUUGGGGGAUCAGCUACCUCCCUUGCCCGUUAGAGAAAAGGAGAAGACUGUCAGUAAAUCUAAACGGAAGGAAUUAAUGGAUCAAACGUCAGGCAGUAACUACACCAGCUCAGAUUACACGACUGAUACAGGAGACACUUAUGAUGAGAGCGCCAACCACUCACAUUACUGGAAGCAGGAUGAGAAGGCUCCUGUCGGUCGGAAGAGGAAACGAAAACCGGCCGGCUCGACAGCAAGGUAAUAAUCAAUAGUAUGGUCAACUCAUCGAUUGACUCUCCUGACAUUUAUUUUCGACAGCUCACAUAAGCGUGGUAUACCCCUUCGAAUAAAUCAAGUCAAAGCUUAAAUACAAACACGGAGAAAUUAAAUAUCAUUAUUUUUCUUAAGUUACUUCCAGAAAUACUUAGGUAGGACCUCGUAAAAAACAGCAUUUAAAACAGAUGAGUUUGUCUCUUUUUUGUAUAUUUCCCUGGGAAGUUUCCAGUUGUCCUCUUUCAUCUUCAAAUAUCUUGAACGUGGUCUAUUCUUAACAUAGUCCCACAAUCAAUUAUUUCGUUAUGUGAUAGGAGAAUUAUAAAUCUCAGUUUUUAAAAAGCCAUUUAGUAACCUUAGUAUGGAAAAGUGGUUUUAACAGCAAGACACUGUCACAAGUCGUGUAUGAUAAGAAAUUUGCGACUUUUCAGAAAAGUUGAUCAAUCGAGUCUUAUUUCGGUCUUUGCUGUUAUCAGGUCCAACUCAACGUCAGGACCAAGCAAAGGUACCUUCUCCUCCGCACAGCAGGGAAAGAACAACUUGAAAAAGUUUCGCCGAAACAAUUCUGAAACAAGCUUUAAUCGUAAAGGGACUGCUCCCGGGAAUCAGAGGAGUGGCCUUGCUCUUAUGGCACCUCCUCAGCCAGCAAAGCGGUUUACAAAGUGACAUAAAACAGAUGGGUUGGAAGAGGAAUGUAUUCAUGAGGUAUUUAAACAAACCUCACUCGGGGCGGUGGCAGUUAUGCUACACAAAUGCGAUGCCAAUGAUUCAUUUGGACAUUAUGUUGUGUGGCGAGAUGUCCUGAAGACUUUGCACAAUGCACGCUACACCUAGUUAUAGGGUCAAUGGCAAUAUAACUUGGAAGUUCUUCGAUAGAUUGUUUCAUUUCUCUCACUCUUCCAGAAUAAAAAGAAAAAGGCGC
Molecule: messenger RNA, 8737 nt
Organism: Pocillopora meandrina
Lineage: Eukaryota; Metazoa; Cnidaria; Anthozoa; Scleractinia; Pocilloporidae
Source: the annotation of a GenBank genome assembly